AUGUGUGUAAAUAUAUGCCUGUGUCUAUGACAUUAAGCACUCUAUGAGCAUGCAACAACAUUCAGUAUUCAUUAAUGUGUUUGAACUUGUCAAUCGGCGAACACGCAGUUUAAGUUUGAAAACAUAUAUUUCAUAUAUUAUUGAAUUAGAUUUCAUAUAAUAUUUAUACCACGCGUUGUAACGAAAAUUUUUUCGUAAUAAUUUACUCUGUACUACGUAUUGACAAUGUGGUCUAACCUGGACAGUACUAUUGUGAGUGCAUCAGGAGGAUUUUUGAAUGAUAGUCAGGAUCAAAGUGACGGAAAUAAAAAAACUGGUAAAAGAAUCAAGAAAAUAAUUCCUGUUAUGAUUCAACAGUUAACACAACUUAAUGACAAUUUGGAAGGUAGUAUUAUUACUCUUGUAGGAAUUAUACACCAUGUAGAGAAGAGUAGCACAAAAGUGACAUAUGAAAUUGAAGAUGAAACAGGUCAUAUUACAUGUUUCCAAUGGUUGGCAGUGGGAAAGUCAGAAUCAAUAAUUAAUUUAAAUACCUAUGUACGAGUAUUUGGAUACAUAAGAGAACAAACUGUAAUCAAACAUAUAUUAAUUUUAAAGAUUUGGCCUUUGACUACCUUGAAUGAAUUAACUAAUCAUUUAUUGGAAGUGACCUAUGUAACAUUAAAGAUUCAAAAGACUUCUAAUAAUGAAGAUAAAAGUUCUGAUGUCCCUAUGCUAGAUGAUAACCUUGGGUUGACUAAAGAACAAACUAUAGUCUAUAGGGUCAUUCAAGCAGAAAAUGAUAGCGAAAAUGGAAUAGAAAGAAAGACUCUCAAGAACCGUGUGCCAAAGAAUAUGUUAUCAACAGUUGAUGAGAUAAUUGACUUUCUUACAAGUGAAGGACAUAUUUAUACUACUUUUACAGAUGAUCACUUUAAGACAACAUAAUUAUGCAAGCAGAUACAGAAUUUUGUUGCUCAAACCUAAUUUAAGAAAGAUCUAAAGUUAUCUAAACCUGUUGAAAAAUUAAUAUGUACAUUCUAUAUAAUUAUUGUAUAGAGAUUUUUGUAUUACAUAGACGUAAUAUUAAGAAAUAAAUUUGAAUUAAUGUUUUGUGUAAUUGAUAACAAUUACGAAUAAUUGUUCUAAAUACACGUACAAAUAUUUUAAUAUUGUAUAGAGAUUUUUGUAUUACAUAGACGUAAUAUUAAGAAAUAAAUUUGAAUUAAUGUUUUGUGUAA
This is a messenger RNA of Bombus huntii, 1220 nucleotides long. RefSeq names its product replication protein A 32 kDa subunit-like. The coding region runs from base 226 to 927 and encodes 233 amino acids. The transcript is spliced from 2 exons. Gene Ontology annotation, biological process: DNA replication; nucleotide-excision repair; double-strand break repair via homologous recombination. Gene Ontology annotation, cellular component: site of double-strand break; chromosome, telomeric region; DNA replication factor A complex. The record is from RefSeq and is a predicted model, not a curated record. NCBI's taxonomy places the organism in Eukaryota, Metazoa, Arthropoda, Insecta, Hymenoptera, Apidae.